Monosiga brevicollis MX1 is the source of this 822-nucleotide messenger RNA. RefSeq lists its product as uncharacterized. Bases 1 to 642 code for a protein of 213 amino acids. The record is from RefSeq and is a predicted model, not a curated record. Lineage: Eukaryota; Choanoflagellata; Craspedida; Salpingoecidae. Gene Ontology annotation, molecular function: peptidyl-prolyl cis-trans isomerase activity; macrolide binding. Gene Ontology annotation, cellular component: nucleolus; chromatin. The transcript has 4 exons.
AUGGCUGCACCUAGAACGGCGGCUCCAGUCGUGUCAAUGGAGGAGUUGGAGGAGGAAGAAGAGGAUGAGGAUGAUGAGGAUGAGGACGAGGAAGAGCUGGAAGAAGACGAGGAGGAUGAGGACGAUGACGACGAAGAGCUCGCCAAGCGCGAGGCAGAGGCUGCGCUCAAGGCUCAGCAGGCCAAGCUGAAGGAACAGCAGCAGAAGCAGAAGCAGAAGCAACAACAGCAGCAGCAACAGAAGGAGGCCGCGGCCAAGCGUGCGGCCAAGGACGCCGCUGAGCCCCAGUCCAAGAAGAGCAAGCCCGAGGGCCCCAAGCUCCUCAACCUUUCCCGCGGGGUCAAGGCUUACGUUGUCCAGGAAGGCAAGGGCAAGGAGGCAGCGCGCGGCAACAAGGUUCAGGUCCGCUACCGUGGUCGCCUUGUAAAGAACCGCAAGCAGUUUGAUGCCGGUCAAAUCGGCUUCAAGCUCGGUCGCGGUGAAGUCAUUGCUGGCUGGGACAUCGGCGUGGCUGGCAUGAAGAUUGGCGAGAAGCGUCGUUUGGUCAUUCCUUCCGCAGCUGGUUAUGGCAAGAGCGGUGCGCCCCCAGACAUUCCCAAGAAUGCCGACCUUGAGUUUGACGUCGAGCUGCUCAAGUGCUAGGUCCACCCUUUCGACCGUCCUCUCUCAUCAACCCUGCCCUAUAACGACGUUGAUUGAUCAGCCUCGCGUGGACGAGCCACUGCGUGCCAUCAUUGCAACAGUUCUGCUCCCGAAAAGAGUAGAAAAAGAAGGAAAAAGAAAAAGAAAAAAGAAAAGACGACCAAAUUUAAUGAAACGUCC